Messenger RNA from Notolabrus celidotus (New Zealand spotty), 3282 nucleotides. It is a transcript of the gene lrrc1, whose product is annotated as leucine rich repeat containing 1. The record is from RefSeq and is a predicted model, not a curated record. Gene Ontology annotation, molecular function: protein binding. Gene Ontology annotation, biological process: neurotransmitter receptor transport postsynaptic membrane to endosome; neurotransmitter receptor transport, endosome to postsynaptic membrane. The transcript has 14 exons. Bases 450 to 2027 code for a protein of 525 amino acids. Gene Ontology annotation, cellular component: adherens junction; postsynaptic density; postsynaptic membrane. NCBI's taxonomy places the organism in Eukaryota, Metazoa, Chordata, Actinopteri, Labriformes, Labridae.
AGUGUGCUGACGUAGGAUCGGAAUGAGGGAGUGAGUGUUCCGGGUCAGAAACUGGACGGGAGAGGAAAUUAACUCCGGGACGAGACGAAACAAAACGAGAAUGCAAACCCAGUUCUUCUCGGGGAUGUAGCCUGCGUCUCUUCCGCUGAAAAGACGGGUUAAAGACGGGUCGAGGUUUUACGCGCGACACGGGACGAGGUGGAGAGAAAACAGGUGCCUACAAACUCACCAAAGUGAGGCGACGACGGAGGAGAUUUUGCAUGUUCGUCGAGACCGAAGACGAAAACGAGACUCACGUCCAGCUGGAGUUUCGGUGUUUACUUGCAGGAGAGUUUCGCCUCUCGUGCGCUUGACGGUAAAUUCAGUUCAAAGCAAUCUGUUGCAUCUCCCUCCUCCCGGCAGUUUGUUUAUCACACGGGCAUACGAGAUUUAUUCCCACCUCCCCCGUGAUGUUUCACUGCAUCCCCCUGUGGCGGUGCAACCGUCAUGUGGAGAUGAUCGAUAAACGCCACUGCUCCCUGCUGUUCGUGCCCGAUGAGAUCUACCGCUACGGACGGAGUUUGGAGGAGCUGCUGCUGGAUGCAAACCAACUCCGAGACUUGCCCAAGCCAUUCUUCCAGCUGGUGAAACUAAGAAAACUUGGUCUAAGUGACAAUGAGAUCCAGAGACUUCCUCCAGAAAUAGCCAACUUCAUGCAGCUGGUAGAACUGGACGUCUCACGAAAUGAUAUCAUGGAAAUUCCAGAAAGCAUUUCAUACUGCAAAGCCCUCCAAGUGGCAGAUUUCAGUGGAAAUCCAUUAACAAGGUUACCUGAAAGCUUUCCAGAGCUACGAAAUCUCACAUGCCUUUCCAUCAAUGAUAUUUCAUUACAAGUUCUUCCAGAUAACAUUGGAAACCUCUCCAAUUUGAUUUCACUAGAACUUCGAGAAAAUCUGCUCACAUUCCUACCAGAGUCACUAUCCUGCCUUCACAGACUUGAAGAACUCGACUUAGGGAAUAAUGAACUGUACAGUUUGCCCGAGUCAAUAGGCUCUCUUGUCAGCUUGAAGGACCUGUGGCUGGAUGGAAACCAGUUGGCCGAAGUACCUGCAGAGAUGGGCACUAUGAGAAGCAUGCUCUGUCUGGACGUAUCAGAAAACAAAAUAGAGAGACUCCCAGAGGAGCUAGGGGGCCUGGUGAUGCUAACGGACCUGCUGGUCUCCCAGAACUUAAUUGAUGCUCUGCCAGAAAGCAUCGGAAAACUACGGAAACUUUCAAUAUUGAAAGCCGAUCAGAAUAGACUAACUUAUCUUCCAGAGAGCAUCGGCCACUGUGAAAGCCUCACCGAGCUUGUGCUAACAGAGAACCAGCUACAGAGUUUGCCGAGGAGUGUUGGGAAAUUAAAGCGACUUUCCAACUUCAACUGUGACAGGAAUCAGCUAUCGUUUCUACCUAAGGAGAUCGGGGGCUGCAGCGGGCUGAAUGUCUUCUGUGUACGAGAGAACAGACUGACGAGGAUACCGGCAGAGCUGUCACAAGCCACAGAGCUGCAUGUGCUCGAUGUGUCCGGAAACAGGCUCGUCCACCUACCCAUGUCUCUGACCACGCUGCGGCUGAAGGCCUUAUGGUUGUCAGAAAACCAGUCGCAACCACUCCUCACCUUUCAAACUGACGAGGAUCCGGACACGGGGGAGAAGGUGCUGACCUGUGUGCUGCUGCCUCAGCAGCCCUAUGACACUGACAACAAAGGCUCUGAUAAUCUUGCCCGCUGUGGAGCUCUGGAGAGUCUGGCGAAUGACAUGUCAGAAGAUACGUGGGACAACAAAGCCAUGAACCGGAUCAGUGCCAUUCACUUUCUGGAUGAUGACGAGGAGGAGGAUGAUGACAAGGGAACUCUACUCCGACGGGCCACGCCUCACCCCGGCGAGCUGAAGACGAUGAAGAAAGCAGCCGAGAACCUCCGCAAUGACCUGAACGCUGCCAAAGGCCUGGACUCCAACAAAAAUGAGGUCAAUAACGCUGCAGACAGAGUGACCACGUCUGUGUGACCUUUUACCUCAGAAAUGUUUUUUACCUCCUGUGUCUGGCCGUGUCGUCCUGCACAACCCCCCCCCCCUGCAGCCCGCCCCCCUUUUUUCUCUUACCUAUGACCCCCGGUGUGGCCUACCCUCCCUCUGAUUAAACCCUGGGAUGCCUGUAAUCGUGCUCCAUCUCCAGUCCUGAGAGCGUGUUUGACUUGGUGUAUCGGGGCCGCCGUGCCUUCCUCUUUUUGAAUUCAUGUCCGCUGCAAUGAUCUGCACAGAGACGCUCCUUUUUAAAGAAAUUUUAAAGAUUGAUUACUUUUUUUAAAUGCCUCUUUUUAAAAAUAUACUUUAGAUAGUUGCACUAUCAUAAGUCUUUAUAAUGUGGUCAAACCUUCAUAAAUGUAUUAUAUAUAUUGUUCUAUAUCUAUUUUUAAAACACUGGGUGAAUACUUCUUUUUACAUUUUGGGCAAACAUAAAGGCAGGAGUUUUUGGACCUACUGAUUAAGGAUUAUUGUAUAGUCUUCUUGUGAAUAUCAAUACUUUUAUACUUUUUGGCAGCUCAGAUGUAAAUAAAAAUGUAUAGCAAAUUUCUUAAUCAGUUGCAGAUUUUUAACUUUUUUUUUAAACCUUGGUACCUUUUUCUUUUUCUUUUUUUUUAUCAUCAAAGUAACGAACAAAACAGUCACUAAUGUCUUAUCAUCCAUAUAAACCAGAGUUUUCAUUCGGGGAGUGAAUGGCCUUGAAACCUGUCAAACAUCUUGAGCUGUUUUUGGAAAAGAAAGACUUUUGAUUAUUGAAUUAAAUUAAAUUUUAAGUACUGCACAUCAAACUUUAAUUACACUGAAGUAAUGAUGCUGUCUUAUUUAUAUGUGCUGUGCUUCACUGCUUUGCUAUAUCUUCAAAUAAAUGCCAAAAACAGCUUUUUUUUUUUUUUAAACGAGUUUUCUCCCUUAUACAAAGAGUACUGUUAAAAUGAUAAUGGGUGGUUUGGUGUAAAUGGGGCUCGUACCACAAAGACGGCAUCCUUUUAAAAUGCAGUUUUUCAGAAGUUCCACUUUAAUGCACUUGUUGGCGUAUCUUAAAUUCUUUAAGUGGUACAUGAUAAACUGUGUUCUUCUGUUUUUAAAGAGUGGACCAGAGUGAUUGGUUCAACUGUUUGUUUUAAUGUUUUUAAUUAUUUUCUGAUCAAGCUGCACAGAACAGAUCUCAAAGAGGCACUGCGCCUCGAGACCUGGAUGACUUUUAACCACUGAUCAAUAAAAAGAGUGCAACACUAAA